Molecule: messenger RNA, 1861 nt
Organism: Solanum stenotomum
Lineage: Eukaryota; Viridiplantae; Streptophyta; Magnoliopsida; Solanales; Solanaceae
Exons: 6
Coding region: 80-1861 (593 amino acids)
Biological process (GO): protein phosphorylation
Molecular function (GO): ATP binding; oxidoreductase activity, acting on the CH-OH group of donors, NAD or NADP as acceptor; protein kinase activity
Source: RefSeq, a predicted model, not a curated record
UUAACCACUCCUCUCUUGAAAUCAAGCUAAAAAUAGUAGUGCUUUCUUUUAUUGAUAGUGCAAGAAGAAAUUGUGUAGCAUGGAGGAGAGUAAGAGUUAUUGUGUAACAGGAGGGACAGGCUUCAUUGGCUCAUGGCUCAUUAAAUCACUCCUUCAAAUGGGCUACAAAGUCCAUGCUGCUGUGCGCCAUCCUGAGAAGUCAUCACAUCUAUUGAAGUUAGCUGAGGGCAGUGAGAUGCUAAGAUUGUUCAAAGCGGAUUUAAGAAAAGAAGGAAGCUUUGAUGAAGCAAUGAGAGGUUGCAUUGGCCUAUUCCAUGUUGCUGCACCCAUGGAAUUCUGCCCACAAGCCACAGAAAACGUUGAGAGCUAUGUUGAAGAAAAUAUGAUAGAGCCAGCAAUCGAGGGGACGUUGAAUGUUCUGAAAUCCUGCUUGAAAUCCAAUUCUGUAAAAAAAGUUGUUUUCACAUCAUCAAUCAGUACAAUCACAGCCAGAGACAACUUUGGGAAAUGGAGACCUUUUGUCGAUGAAUCUUGCAAAAUACCUAUCCAACAUGUUAAGCACACAAAACCAAGUGGUUGGGUUUAUGUACUACUAAAGGUUUUGACAGAGGAUGCAGCAUUUCAAUUUGCAAAAGAAAAUGGCAUUGAUUUGGUUUCAACAAUAACACCAACUGUAGCUGGUCCAUUCCUCACUCCAACAGUUCCAUCAAGCAUUCGAGUUCUCUUGUCACCAAUAACAGGUGAUCCUGAACUGUCAGCUAUACUGACAGCUGUGAACACAAGAAUGGGAUCAAUAGCAUUAGCUCAUAUAGAGGAUAUAUGUCGCGCCCACAUAUUCCUCAUGGAGAAUAUUAAAGCAGAAGGACGAUAUAUAUGUUGUGCUCGGAGUUGGGCAAUGUCUGAAGUUAUCGAUCACCUUAAAAAAGAGUAUCCUUACCCUGCUAUAGAGAGGUUAUCCAUCGAUUUCUACUAUGUUCUUGGGGUUGGAUUAAAUGGCCCUGUAUAUUUGGCAACACAUUCUUCUGCCAACAAUUAUUCACAAGCUGUAGCUGUCAAAUCUGCACAAAUUGGAUCGGAUGAGUACUCUGUGCUACGAGAAGAAGGAAAAAUAUUGAACCAAUUAAAAGGUUCGCCUUAUAUCGUUCGAUGUUUUGGGGAAGAUGAGAGUAUGGAAUACGCAAAGCGGACGUAUAAUCUCUUGCUUGAAUGCGCCACUAGUGGCACUUUACUAGAUUUCAUACUUUGGAAUAGAAGAAUUCCGGAACCAGUGGCAGCACUCUAUGCAUAUCAACUCUUGAAGGGUAUCCGUCACAUUCAUAACAAAGGGUUUAUACUUGGGGAUAUCAAAUUCACUAAUAUACUUAUUUUUCCGGACAACAAGUUGGUAAAAAUUGCUGAUUUUGGAUCAGCCAAAGAAGAAACAAGUCGCGAGCAUCAAGUUUUUGAUAUUUGUUCUAUAGGGUGCGUUGUCGCAAAGAUGCUCACUGGGAAGCCCACUUGGUAUGUGGGACAGAUUAACAAAUAUAAACGUCAGAUUUGUGGUCUUGAUAAGCCUGAUGAAGAGCUUAUAGACACUGAUGUUUCUAACAUGGCUAAAGGUUUUGUGACGGAAUGUUUGUUUUGUGAUUUUACAGGUAGAUUAUUGAGUGUGGAUGAACUAAUUAAUCAUCCUUUUAUUCAGAAUGCAAUUAGUACUCCUGAGAAUCAAGAACACUUGAUUAGACUCUCUAGUACUGUUAAUGAUAGUCUUUUUGGUGAUAAUUGGAUUUCAGAGCGUGAUUUGUUUACUACAACUUUUGAGGAAUGGAAAACCAAAAUAAGGAGAUCAAUCAAUAAUCCAACGAAAGAAAGACACACUUGA